This is a messenger RNA of Ramularia collo-cygni, 1431 nucleotides long. RefSeq lists its product as uncharacterized. The transcript is spliced from 3 exons. The record is from RefSeq and is a predicted model, not a curated record. Gene Ontology annotation, cellular component: SUMO-targeted ubiquitin ligase complex. NCBI's taxonomy places the organism in Eukaryota, Fungi, Ascomycota, Dothideomycetes, Mycosphaerellales, Mycosphaerellaceae. The coding region runs from base 1 to 1431 and encodes 476 amino acids. Gene Ontology annotation, molecular function: ubiquitin-protein transferase activity.
AUGGAUGGUGGUAGAGCAGGCUCAGGUUCAGCAUCCGGUUCCGAUACUGGUGCAUGCCCAUUCCUUCGACGACAGAGCGUUAAGAGGACUUUCAGUACAAUGGCGGAAGCCCGGCGAAGCAGCUCGCCUGAUUCUCUUUUUGUCUCGCAACACGACCACCAUUACAACAACGCACACGCUGCACACCGUCAUACGCCUCUCGCCCUUCCCCCCACCGCACGACGGCCACGAUAUGCAGGAGACGGCCUAGACUAUCGGAGACCCACAACCACAACAUCGUCAACAACAUCAACAAGAGCGGCAUCAGCUGGGAUGGGCAAUAAUAGCACCGUCAUUGACCUGACUUUGGAGGAGGACAGUUCAAGGAGUGCGCGGACAGAGCCUGAGGCAUCUUUGGCGGCAGUGACGCCGGAGCCGGGACCUUCUCGUGCACAGCAACGAGUCCCAAACUUUCAUUCACACAACAUCUUCGACAUCGAAAGUGACGCCGAGGAGCGCGAGGAACAGGAACGUGAGCCGUCACGAGGAGGACCUUCCGCACAUCACACCCGCCGACAAGAUCACAAUCAACAUCAUCAUCUUCCAGCACCACACUACCCACUCCACCGAGAUCACAACACCGUGAACGCGGCCUCAAGAAAUUCACCCAUGGCACCACCUCCGAGGACACUCCCAGCCCCGUGGGAACCACCGGCACCCCGAAACAGGACUGCACCACAACAAACAGGCGCUGCGGCGCGCGAUAGUCACACCAUCGACCUCACAGGUGACGAUGAUGAUGAUGAAGUCGUCCUCACCGAUGUUCGCCCUCGCUUUACACCACAACUCAACACUGGAAGGCCAGAGGCCACGGCGGGCACCGGCACUAGGGCUGUCGUUGAUCGUAUGUUCGGUGCGGCAGGUGCAGCUCCAGCAGCUCUCAUGGAACGAAUUUUUGGGUUUGGAGGUGCUGUCGCUGGAGGUGCUGUCGUAGGCGGCGCUCAGCCCGGCACUGCCCACAAUGUUCGCCUUGCAGUUCCCCACGGGUUGAAUGUAAAUCUCGAAUACACCAUUGCUGCCUUUGCGGUUGGUGAGGCUCUCCGACCUCCAACACCAAAGUAUGAGGAACCACCAGAUGCCGAGCCUGGCUUCACGCGAAGUCCUGGAGAGGAUGAGGAAGUCGUUUGUCCGAAUUGUGGAGAUGAGCUUUGUAUGGGAGACAACGACGUCAAGCAGCAGGUUUGGGUCGUCAAGGCCUGUGGACAUGCGUAUUGCGGAGAGUGUGCUCGUGACCGCGGUAUCAAAACCCCCAAGCCCAAGGGCAAGGGCAAGGCGAAGGCGGAAUCAUCAGCAGAUGGUAUGCCUCUACCCAUGAAGAAGUGCCAAGUGAUUGGUUGCGAGAAAGCGGUGACGGCCAAGACGUCAAUGCUACGAGUCUACGUGGAUGGCUAG